Messenger RNA from Stegostoma tigrinum, 2358 nucleotides. Its product is annotated as mucin-13-like. The transcript has 17 exons. The record is from RefSeq and is a predicted model, not a curated record. Bases 111 to 1307 code for a protein of 398 amino acids. NCBI's taxonomy places the organism in Eukaryota, Metazoa, Chordata, Chondrichthyes, Orectolobiformes, Stegostomatidae.
CAUCCACCUAAUUUAAUGUUCUUACCAUGCUACAGGAGCAGCUUUGUCACUUUUACCGCCUUGAAGCAAACAAGUCUUCAGCUGAGAGUUAAAGCGCAUUGUGAACAAAGAUGUUUUCACUAACAUCGAUCUGCUCGUUAAGAAAAACCCUUCUCUGUGGAUUCCUUCUUUUGCUUUUACACAAUGCAGUAGGCUCAAGUUCCACACCUGUUGCAGGCUCAAGUUCCACACCUGUUGCAGGCUCAAGUUCCACACCUGUUGCAGGCUCAAGUUCCACACCUGUUGCAGGCUCAAGUUCCACACCUGUUGCAGGCACAAAUUCAACAACUCCUCCAGCUCAUCGUUGUAUCCAAAAUUCCUGUGGAGAUGGUGCAACCUGUGUUGAAAUCCACCAAGGCUAUUUUUGUGAAUGUAACUACAAUUAUUACUAUGAAGAAACUAACAGAACCUGUGUAAAAGGCCAGAGCUUUGGUGCAGAACUGACCCUGAACAUGGAAUUUGUUCAAGCUAUGACGAACAAAACAUCCAUAGAAUAUAAAGAACUCUUAGACAAUGUAACAUCCUUUUUUAAUGAGUCACUUUUCUCGAUUGGAGGCUACAAAACAACUUUAAUACUUGAAGUUAGGAAAGGCAGUGUCAUCACAGUAGUGUCGAAUACAUUUACUGAAAAUGCUGAUGUGAAUGAAACCAAAAUUGAAAACGCUGUGAAGACUGAUGGUUUUUAUUCAUUUAAAACUAUGGCUGCAUGUGGCUCUAAAAAAUGUGACCAAGAUACCACGAUAAAUUGUUAUCAGCCACUUAAAGGAGGACUUGCUGAGUGUGUUUGCAAGGCUGGAUUUUAUAAACCAAACAGAUAUGAUACAAAAUGCCAAGAUUCAUGCAAUACGCAGUGCCACAGAAUAAAUGAAUACACUGUUCGAGAGGGUGAUAAAUGUAUUUGUAAAUGUCAACCUGGAUACAAACGAAGGAAUAAUGAAUGUGAAAGUUGUCCAUUUGGAUAUGGUGGAAUUGACUGCAUGGAUGGCUUUCAAGUCAGUACUAUAGUGAUUGGUGUUCUAGCUGGAGUUGUCAUAAUAAGUAUGACAAUUGGACUCAUUUAUGCAUGUAUGAGAUUAAAACAUACUAAACAUGAUGAACAUCGGCCACUGGUAAAGGAAACAGAGGGAGAAAACCUAACAACAAUUCCGAGAAUAAAUUUGAGCAGACUGGCAACAAGCGACUAUGAUGAGAAUUCACAUCAGAGAAAGUGGAAUGCUUACGAAAAUCCUUCCAUGGAAACUGAUUAUAACAGGAGAAGGUAUUACUGAGCUGACGGAAACAAGGACACAAUGAUAAAAAUGCAAAACAGUUAGCACCACAACAAAAAGAUAAAUUAAUAUUCUGUGUUUCUGUUCUAACAAAGGAUCAUAUUUGCAAAAUUAAUUUACUAUUUCAAUUUACAAUCCAACAUUCCAGUUCCAAUAUUCUCAGCCUCUGUGUCAGAUUUUCAGCAUUACAAUUCUUUCUGCAAUGUACAAUGACUGAAUAAAGUAGCCUCAGUACUUGACGUUCAAACAAUUUGGCAUAAACAGUUCAUCAAUUUUUUAAAUUCAAUUUUAAUCUUUGUAAUUUUCAAAUAAUAGAUCGUGUGAUGUAAUGGUCAAACUGGUUUAUGAAAUUAUUCUCAUCUUAAAAGUUAUAUUUUGCUUAUAUUCAAUGUGUGAGUUGACCCUGUUUGUAGACCCAGUGUGCCAAACUCACAUUAUUCAUCAAUUUCAAUUUGCCAUUGCACGAAUGUUAUAUUUACCAGUUUCUUACAAUUGGAGAUUAAGAGAUGAGACUAACAAUAUAGGCUAUGUUGUGAAGAUGCUUGGGGCUUUAAAACAUGACCACUGUUGGUGUCAUGUACCAGUGACACCCAAACCAGCAGUUCAUUUUUGUCUUUGGCAUCAAAACCAAAAUUAUUUUCUUGAUGGGAUGGGGUGCAGGGUUGAUCUUGAAUAGCUGACUUAUAUGCCAACAUUGAUGAUUAUUUGUCUUGAAUUAACAGCUACAAAAUAAAAGUAGUAUUACGGAAAAUAUUAACAUGAUAAAUGGGGCAUGGAACCUUUGAGCCAAAUGGUUUUGCUUUGUCAGAACUUCAAUGCUUGUAUGUAAGUUCAACUGAUUUGUAAUAAUCAUUAUUAUUUGGGAAAAUAUGGUUUGUAAUGCUCAACAUUCUCAUGGUGUUUGCCGUUAUGUCCAUAAGUGCAAAAUGUACUGUGAAUGAUUGGUUUAUAAUCUGAAAUGUGUGAAGAAAAGUAAGUAUGUUGAUUAGUUAUUGAAAAUACAGAAAUUGUUUGAAAAUUACAUAGAAUGCACAUGCAUUUGAAAUAAUAA